UACCCUGGAAUUUAAACUAUGGGGAAUCAAACUCAUUUGUGACUUUAAUACAGAACUUCUUUAAUAUGAUCUAACAGAUGUUUCCUGGCAUGGGGAUCGUAUUGUUGGUUGUUCGUGGAUAAUCUUGGAAAUGAGCUGCCUGAACUGUUAUGUAGUGCACAUGCAUGCACCCUACCAAGAGCUUUCUGGCUAUGGAGUAUUCUGGGGCACAAUUUUCAGUAUCUGUUGUUUGGAGCUGGUCCACUGGGCAUAAAUUAAAUACGGUUGGGACCAAAGACAGCAACUAUAGCCUAGUGGUUAGAGCACUCUACUGGGAGGUGGGAGGCUUGUGCUCAAAUCCCUGCUCUAUGUCAGGAAGUGUGUCUCCCACAUCCUUUUGUGAGUGUUCUAACCUCUGGGGAAGAGGGAGGGGGCUGUGCUACCUUCUCCUUUGUGUGGGUAAACAUGCUACUUAAUCAGGCCCUGCAGGCAAAGUAGGCAGGGGAAUAUCUAGUUUGAGAAUCCCACUGGGUUUUAGGCCUGAGACUAGGAGCUGGGUACCUGGACUCAAGCCCGCUCCCCACCUACUCCAGCCCUGCCAUGCUGCCUGCUCACCGCCUCCUGGCCCUGCACCUGCCCAGCCUCCGGGCCCCACCUCGAUCCUACGCCGAGGCAGCUGCCGGCCCGGCCCAGAUGUCCUUCACCUUUGCCUCGCUCACGCAGGUGUUGUGCAACGGAGCCACUGUGAAGCAGGUGGACAUUCCCCCACUGAGUGGCUCCUUUGGCAUCUUGGCGGCUCACAUUCCCACCCUGCAGGUCCUGAAACCUGGAGUUAUGACGGUCAUUGCUGAGGAUGGCAGUAAUAAGUACUUUGUGAGCAGUGGUUCCAUCACAGUCAAUGCGUCCUCUGUGCAGCUGCUGGCAGAACAGGUGGCUGCUUUGGACAUGUUGGAUCUCGCUACUGCUAAAUCGAAUCUGGAUAAGGCCUUAUCCCAGCUGGCUGCAGCACCUGAUGAAACAGCUAAAGUAGAAGCUCAGAUUAAUGUAGAAGCCAGUGAGGCCCUUGUAAAAGCCCUGGAGUAAUUAGGUGAUUCUGUUGUCCAUGUGCAGAAGCCAUGGGCUGGGCCUGACUCCCCCCCCGCCCGCCCGUUUGUACAGAUGGCAUGAGACAGACUGUUGCCAAUAUAUUGCUUUGAUCAAUUAAAGAAAACAAAAGCCAAAAACCUGCAUGCAUGCAUGCUCACAAGCAGAAACUUGGACUUUAGGCAUCUACAAUGUUAGGUGGCAGCUAAGCAGGGGGUUAAAGAUUCAGUGAUGCCUAAAGCAGUAGUUUAGCACUUAAGACUUUUGUGAAGCUAGCCCAAACUUAAUUUUCGUAGCCAUUUGUGCCCACUUCUAAGUCACAUUUGUUUAACAUCAAUAGGAACAUUUAAGCUAAUGCUGAGCACCUCCAAAAUCCCACCAACAAAUUGAGCUUCAAAUAAAAUGCACAGAAUCCUUAAAUUCCCUAUUUUCAUAACUUAAAUCUCUUCUGCUUAAAUUUGAGGGCCUGGUUUGACAGGAUACAAGCAGCAAGUCAUAUCAGUGAAGGCUUAGUAAUGCUAAUUGUGUAACUGAAAUGGUGUUCAGAUUGUGUAGCUCUUUACCUUCCUGCCUCUGAGUGGAAUUCAGUGCUUUCAGCUUGCAGUAAUUGAGCAAAUGUAUUUGUCUUUCUUCCAUAAAGAGGAAAUGGAAUGAGGGAACCUCCACUUUCAUGCCAUCUAUGGCUUUGCUACAGAAACUUGUGCUGAGGCAUGUUAUACAAAGUAAACUGUUUUCCCACAAAGUGAAACCCAUGACCUCUUAGUCAUGCCAGUGGGUCUGAUGACCAGUUUUCUGGCUUUAAAUUAAAGUUUAGAUGUGUGUGUGUGUGUGUUCAAGUGAUCUAGUACCCAUCCAGCUGGAUUCAGGACACGGGGGGGGGGGGGACAAACUGGUGAUGCAUUGAAUUCUGAACUUCUUAAAACUGAAAGUUUAACUUAGUUCUAUUCACAACUAAUGUGGGCGAUAACUUCACAAUAUGCCUUUUAUU
This is a messenger RNA of Dermochelys coriacea (leatherback sea turtle), 2050 nucleotides long. Its product is annotated as ATP synthase subunit delta, mitochondrial-like. Gene Ontology annotation, biological process: proton motive force-driven ATP synthesis. The record is from RefSeq and is a predicted model, not a curated record. NCBI's taxonomy places the organism in Eukaryota, Metazoa, Chordata, Testudines, Dermochelyidae. Gene Ontology annotation, molecular function: proton-transporting ATP synthase activity, rotational mechanism.